AUGAUGUCGACAUUCUUCUCCAGCGUAUUAGCGCUGAUCCAUUGGCUGUCCCCAGCGGCCAACCCAUCGAGCUCCAGCUGUAAAAAAUGGGGCGCGUCGCCUACUCCCGUGCCCAUGCACCAUCUUUGCGAAUCGAGGCAGCCCGCCGUCUCUGCACCGCACCCGAACAUCUGGGGCGACCUUACUGACGAGGAAGCUGCCGGGGUCAUCGAGCUCCUGCACCGGCAAUCGACUGGCCUGAACCUUACGACAGAGGAUGCUGCCGGGAGCUGGGAUAAUAAAAUUCUUCUCGUGGAGCUCCUGGCCCCAAACAAAAGCGACACGCUUCCGUUCCUCAACAACAAGACAACCACACCUCCGCCACGAUGCGCUCGCGCAACUCUGAUGUUUGGCGCAACGCCUAAUCCCUAUCUUCAGGACUAUGUGAUUGGCCCGCUUCCCGUUGCUAACAACACCCAGGUGCAGCCGCUUCAAUUUCUCUACAACAAUGCGGGCAAGGGGAAAGUAGCUGUUGAUUUUGCUGAUCGUAGCGCCGUGGAUCACUAUGUCAAGGACGUAGGCAUGUCUGUGGCCGACAUCACGAAACGUCUGUGGGAUGGGACCCUCAACGAUACCCUUGGCCUGUUGCCAAUAUUUCCACCUUGGAAGGAGAACGGCAGCUUGGUUUUGUGGUCCGGCUUCGUAAACAACCCUACCUCAGCCUUUGACUCGGAGACCAUUCUUCCGCUUGGUCUAUAUUUCGGCGUUGAUGUAAUGGGCAGAGAUCCAUCCAAGUGGUCUGUAAUAGGAUGGUAUUACGACGGCAAACACUACCCGACCACGAACGCGUUCCGGGCCGCUUCAGCGUCCAGUAACUUCACACUACUCGGAGCCAACUCGGACGGUCCGUGGGCCCAAAUAGAGAGGCAAGGUAGCCCGAUGAACUUUGACCAUUUGCCUCCACCCACGGCCGUUAUGCCCGGAUCGAAUCGCUUCUCUGUGGAUGCAAAGGAAAACUACGUCGAGUGGAUGGACUUCUCUUUUUUCCUGUCUUACUACAGAGACAAUGGAUUACGCCUCUUCAAUGUCCAAUAUAAGGGCAGAAGAAUUCUAUACGAACUGGGCCUGCAGGAAUCGCUGGCUCUCUACGCAGGGAAUGACCCGGUACUGUCCGGCACAACAUACUUUGACAGUAAGCCUGGCAUUGGGCCAAGUGUGGUAUCUCUUGUCGAUGGAUACGACUGUCCGACAUAUUCAACAUAUCUGAAUGCCACCUACCGACAAGGAGAAAAAUCAUACACUCGAUUUAAUGCCAUUUGUUUGUUCGAAUUCGACCAGGGAUAUCCUAUACAGCGCCACUCUACUGCUAACUAUACCAGUGUUACCAAGAACAUUGCUUUUACAGUAAGGUCUAUUUCAUCCAUCGGAAACUACGACUAUAUGUUCUCGUAUAAUUUCUUCUUGGAUGGGAGCAUAGAGGUCUCAGUGAGAGCCUCUGGAUAUAUACACGGCGGAUUUUCCGCCAACAACGAGGAGUAUGGUUGGAAAAUUCACGACAACCUGUCCGGCUCCAUGCAUGACCAUGUUCUCACUUACAAGGCUGAUAUUGAUGUAUUGGGCGAGAAAAACAGCCUCCAAAAAGUGGAAUUUGUGCCCGCAACCAUCGAAUAUCCGUGGUCAAAUGGAGCCAAAAGGAACACUAUGAAGCUGCAGAAAUCGUUUGUCCAGAACGAAAAUGAAGCCAAGAUCAACUGGGCUCCUAAUGGUGCGGCCAUGUACGCCAUCGUCAACAAGGAAGCAAAGAAUAAGUUCGGAGAAUACCCCGGUUACAGGUUCACCCCUGCAACUUCGAACGUUAUCUUCCUCACGACUUCGAACUCCUCUAACAUCAUGAACGCCGUGAAUUUCGCCGAUCACCACUUCUAUGUCACAAAGCAGAAGGACACAGAAGCUCAAGGGACACACCCGUAUAACGUGCUUAAUCCUGCAGACCCAUUAAUUGACUUUGCCAAGUUCUUUGAUGGGGAAUCUCUGGAUCAGGAGGACCUCGUCCUUUGGUUCAAUCUCGGAAUGCACCACGCCCCGCACACUGGCGAUCUUCCCAAUACUGUGUCCACGACAGCACAUUCCGCUCUUAUAAUAGAACCGCUCAACUAUCUCGAAAUGGAUGCCUCCCGCGCUACCUCGCAACAGGUCCGGUUGAACUAUAAAGAUGGCAAAGUACAGUCUAUCAAGACAUUUGGCUCCCAAAAUAUGACUUGUCACGUUGACGCGAGCCAGCUGAUGCCUAAGCUUUGGAGAGACGAAGGUACUGUAUCAGUUCUCACAUUUGUUCCGGGUCAGUCACUAAUACAUCCAAUUCUCGAUCCGCCCAGGCAGGUGACGACUAUGCGCACCCGUAAAAUCCCCCGGGUUAGCAGCGAAUACAAAGUAGCCAAUGUGACCUAA
Metarhizium brunneum ARSEF 3297 is the source of this 2427-nucleotide messenger RNA. RefSeq names its product Amiloride-sensitive amine oxidase (gene AOC1). NCBI's taxonomy places the organism in Eukaryota, Fungi, Ascomycota, Sordariomycetes, Hypocreales, Clavicipitaceae. Gene Ontology annotation, biological process: amine metabolic process. The record is from RefSeq and is a predicted model, not a curated record. Gene Ontology annotation, molecular function: quinone binding; copper ion binding; primary methylamine oxidase activity. Gene Ontology annotation, cellular component: plasma membrane.